AUGGAGCCCGAGGCCUUGGAAACGUGCCCCUACAACCCCCACCACCGGAUCCCCCUCGGUCGCUUCCAAUACCACCUGGCCUCCUGCCGGAGGAAGAACCCCAAGAAGGCCAAAAAGAUGGGCAGCUGCAAAUACAACGCCUGCCACGUGGUCCCCAUCAAGAACCUGGAGGAGCACGAGGCGGGGUGCGCGAGCCGCGGCAGCCUGGAGGAGGAGGGCAGCUGGAGCCCCGAGGCUGGGCGCAGAGCAGGACCCCCCUCCAGCGGCCCGUGGCUCUCCCGCUGGCUCCCCGGGCCCGACACCUGGAACGUGGACAACAGCAACUGCCGCCCCAUGUUCGUCCUUAAGACUUUUGUCCCUCAGAAGCUUGUUUGUGAAAGUGACGCCAGAGCGUCAGAGAUGGGGGGCUACUCUGCCCCCCUGAAGAACCUCAGACCAGGCGAAUGA
Sorex fumeus (smoky shrew) is the source of this 447-nucleotide messenger RNA. It is a transcript of the gene GTSF1L, whose product is annotated as gametocyte specific factor 1 like. The record is from RefSeq and is a predicted model, not a curated record. NCBI's taxonomy places the organism in Eukaryota, Metazoa, Chordata, Mammalia, Eulipotyphla, Soricidae.